Messenger RNA from Malurus melanocephalus (red-backed fairy wren), 3539 nucleotides. It is a transcript of the gene ZBTB49, whose product is annotated as zinc finger and BTB domain containing 49. Lineage: Eukaryota; Metazoa; Chordata; Aves; Passeriformes; Maluridae. The record is from RefSeq and is a predicted model, not a curated record. Gene Ontology annotation, cellular component: nucleus. Bases 310 to 2601 code for a protein of 763 amino acids. Gene Ontology annotation, biological process: regulation of transcription by RNA polymerase II. The transcript is spliced from 8 exons. Gene Ontology annotation, molecular function: protein binding; DNA-binding transcription factor activity, RNA polymerase II-specific; RNA polymerase II cis-regulatory region sequence-specific DNA binding.
CCCCGCCCGGGGCUGUGUGUCCGUGCGCUCCCUCCCUCAGCCCCGGCCCCCGCGGUUCGCGGUUCGCAGCCCGCUACCGGCCCUGGUCCCCGGACAGAGCCCGCCCCGGAAUGAGGCAGACCCUCCUUCUGUCCCCUUCUGCGUGGGCUCCAUCUGGGCCAGCCUGAGGGGAGCUUUACCAUCAAUAGCGGCUGUGUUAGAGGGGUUCCCUCUGUUCGGGAGCGGCUCUCCCCGGUCCCGUGAGGAGACGCGCCUGAAGGAUGAGAGGCAAUUCACUCGCUGUCAAAGUAAUUUAAGUGAUUUUCUAGCAUGGACACUGUUGCUAGCCAUAGCUGUCAUCUUCUCCAGCAGCUACAUGMACAGCGUAUUCAGGGGCUUCUCUGUGACUGCAUGCUGGUGGUGAAAGGAGUCUGCUUCAAAGCACACAAAAAUGUAUUAGCUGCUUUCAGUCAAUAUUUCAGGACCCUUUUCCAGAAUUCUUCRGGCCAGAAGAAUGAUGUGUUUCACUUGGACAUUAAAAAUGUAGGUGGUAUAGGCCAGAUCCUGGACUUCAUGUACACCUCUCACCUGGAUCUUAGUCAGGACAAUGUACAAGCUAUGCUGGACAUUGCCCAGUGUCUCCAAGUGCAAAAUGUGCUGAACAUYUGCCAUACCUUUUUAAAAUCUUCCACAGCUGUGGAGCAAGCRGCCAGCAUGCCUUGUAAUAGUGUCUUUUCACUGCAGAAUACUUUGGGUACGGAUACCAACUGUGCUAGUGAGGGCUAUGGGACAAACCUGCUGCCUGAAUGCUCAGCUGACACACAAACUAGCAAAGCCUUGGCUGAGCAGCACUCACAUGCAUCUCAGUCUGGUAAUCUGCACACCCCCUCUGGUGAUGCACAGAAACAGCCACAAGACUCCUUAGAGGGCAACUGCACGGAGCUGCCAUUUAAACAACCAAAUUACUAUUAUAAACUCCGCAACUUUUACAGCAAACAGUUCUAUAAACAAAAYGCUUGCUCUGAUCAUGACAGAGCAGCUGAACCAUCCUUUUCUUACAACUCAUCCACAGAAAUAAACACAGUGGAGAAYAAUUCUUGCACUGUCAAUCACUCUGAGUGCAUUCUGGAAACCUCUGAUCAUUUACCGUCAAACUUUCUGGUUCAGUCUGCGAAUGAAGCUGCUCCAGAACAAGAUGCAGAGAGCACAGUUAUGCAGCCCACCAGACAGAUGCGGCUCAAAAAGGCAAUACACCUCAAAAAGUUAAAUUUUCUAAGAUCUCAGAAAUCAGCAGAGCAGCCACCUGAGCCCCAAAGAGAUGACAGUAGAAUAACAGAAGUAAUGGAACCUGUAAAUGAAAGUACCACGGACACGACAGAUGUUAGAGUUACUGAUGAAAARGAGGCUGAAGAUUUAGGGAAUUCUGAGAAUUUUGAACAAACUGUUGAAAUGGAAAGAUCUGAAGAUCCUUCGGAACAAGAAGGACAAUCACAGACUCUUCAGUCACAGAAACAAUAUACUUGUGAGUUAUGUGGGAAGGCUUUCAAACAUCCAAGCAAUUUGGAGCUGCAUAAAAGGUCUCAUACAGGUGAGAAACCUUUUGAAUGUAACAUUUGUGGGAAACACUUCUCACAGGCAGGUAAUCUCCAGACACAUUUACGUCGUCAUUCUGGUGAGAAGCCAUACAUUUGUGAAAUCUGUGGGAAAAGAUUUGCUGCUUCUGGUGAUGUACAGCGUCAUAUUAUUAUUCAUUCAGGAGAAAAACCUCACCUGUGUGAUAUCUGUGGCAGAGGUUUCAGUAACUUCAGUAAUUUAAAGGAGCACAAAAAGACCCAUACAGCAGACAAAGUAUUCACCUGCGACGAAUGUGGGAAGUCGUUUAAUAUGCAACGAAAAUUGGURAAGCACAGAAUAAGGCACACUGGAGAGAGACCAUACAGCUGUUCAGCUUGUGGGAAAUGUUUUGCAGGCUCCGGUGAYCUGCGCAGGCACGUGAGGACGCACACGGGGGAGAAGCCCUAUACCUGUGAGACGUGUAACAAGUGCUUCACCCGCUCGGCCGUCCUGCGGCGCCACAAGAAGAUGCACUGCAAGGCCUCUGAGGAGGGGCCCAACACCCUCGAGGAGUUGGCUCAAGGGAUUGAAACCUCAGACCUUGACAAGUCCCAGAGCUCUGACUCUUUUGGCCAAGAYAUGUCUGUUACGUUGUUACCCGUGUCUGUUAAAUUUCCCCUUCGUCCGGCUGUGAACUCUGCUGAAUUUGACGGUUCCGGAGAUUCCUACUGCAAGUUACGAUCAAUGAUCCAGCACCACGACUCUGCAAACCCGGAGAAACUCAGUGUGGAUUCUGCUAAGGUGCUGAAAGCCCAGGCACAGCAGACUCCACUAGCAGCACCCCCAUAUGGCUAUGCAGACGUGGAUGUGUCCUCAGCAGAGGAACCCUUGCAGUCUGACGGCAUCCCCAUGAUCCGCUCCUCCGGGGCUGGCCUGGACAGUGACCCUCUGGGCAGCCGGRCCUCCUCUGCCCCUUACAAGAGUAACGAGGGCCCCUUCUUCUCCAGCAUGACCCUCUGGGGCUUAGCCAUGAAGACCUUGCAAAAUGAAAGUGAAUUGGAACAGUGAGGGAUCAGCUGACUGCACCAAAACUUCUUAGAGGCAUUUCGUGCUAAUGUGAUUGCAAUUGCACUGCAGCAUGGAGAGAUCACAGGUAGUUUUUAAGCCAGGUAGCRUGGGCACUGACAGGAAUCAAAGUGUGUAUUCCCAGAACCCUGUGUAGGCUGCCUUUAUUUACACUACUUCUCAGCAAAGUGUAAAUGCACUGUUGGGGACCUUCAUUGUUCUGUGACUGCACUGUGUGGCUUAUGUUAUUGCCAUGAUUUACUAAAAUUUGCCACUGACUAAAUUUUCCAUUUAACUUGGAAUUUUUUACCUGGUGAUGGAGGAAAGAAUGGCCAGUGUCUAAUUUCAUUAUGUUCUAAUUUCAUGAGUAUAAUUCCAAGUAUGGGUUAUCAGAGCUGUGUAAGGGUGUAGAUAUGACAGGAGGAAAAUCCCUAGUGAACCUGAGUUUCAGUAGUGGCUUUCUUACCAGUAGGGUCAUUGGUUUACAGGACCUGAGUAUUGUGGCAUUGAAUUUAAAUGUUAAAUACUGGACAAUAUUUGUGAUAGUGCAAAGUAACUGUAUAUCUAGAAACUUUAUUUUUUUACAACAAAAGCUUUUUUUAGUAUUUUAUAAACUAUUUUGCACAGCAGAUUAUUUGUAUAAUGAAGGCCAAGAUCAAGUCGUGAAUAAAGGGAAGUUGUUUUACAUUGCUUGAUGUGUUUAAUCUUUCUAUGAAGGAUUUUUGGUAGUGGCUCCAUCUAUUCCAGGUAUCUUUACAAUGCUAAUGGGGAURCCACCACAAGAAGAGCUGCACUAUAAAAUAAAUGCAAUCAAUACAGCAGUGGUUUGUCUUGUACUUGAAUGAGUAUAAAACAUUGGCUGAUUAAUGGAAUAAAUAGACUGUUACAGGAUAGGAAUGUUGCUUAGAGGCCUUUUUCUGCUUUGCUGAUUUGAAUGGUUG